CUCGUCAAUAUCUUUUAAGAUUGAUUCGCUCUGUUUUAAAUUCUCCCGUGUGUCCCUAGUGCAUUUGAUAAUUCUACGGUUUUAUUCCCGUCGCACUGAAAAAUGUAUUUUUUUUGUUACUCACAAGCAACAAGAGUCAUCCACCUCGUGUAUGAUUUCGCAGCCAGUUUUUUCUGGUAGAAAUUAUUCCGAAUGCUCAUGUAGAAUUAUGUGUCUAGUAUGAAUUGGCAGUAGUUUCUCGUUGUUGUGCAGCAUCUUGGUCUUCGUCUUCAGUGGGAAUCAUUUAUAGGCCAUUUUUCUCGUCCACAUCAAAUUCAAUAUCUCCAUUUAGUUCAUCAGCAGCUUGCCGCUAUCUGAUUCCCGAUGAUCUCGUGCCUCCAGAGAUUGCGCCACUUGACGCUUUUUCGAUCGGUUUCGCAGCUCUUCGGGAGUGCAAAACAACUAUCGAAAUCAAGAAGAAACGGGACCGCAUUCGUCAAAUCUUGACCUUGGGCGACAUCUCCUGGUGGCAUCGUAUCGAAGAGGCGCUCGCGACGGCGUCUGCCAGCCUGGAUCCGAAUCAAGGUGCCGGUAUGGACCUCUUAGAGAUGCAAGAGGCAAUGGAUCGCCUCGAGCGGGAACAAGAGCAACUGUGCCCUCGAGAAUCGUUUCAUUGUCUGUUGAGUCCUGCUUUCUUGCGCUUCUAUGACAAAUACCGAAAGGCCGCCCGAGAGCAGGACGUCGACGCACAGACAUCAGCAGAUGAAAAUGAGUUACCAGAGGAAACAUUUGAUAUGAGCACUUUUCUCGCAGAACUCGACCGGCAGCAGGCAAGUGCGAACUUUCAACGCUACUCGGAUGUUGGAGGUCCGCUUGUGUCGCUGAGAAGCGGAAUGGCCCCCGACUACUUACAGCUUGAGAACUUUCGUCUUUUCCCGCCGUUGUUACGGCCUGACCUGGUUCUCACUGCGCUGGCCGACAGCAUUACAACAGGCUCGAGCAAGGACGGCGGCGAUACGAAAAGUCGUGCGGCCGGGGGCCAUACCAGUGAAGGAGCUUCCGAUGAGGAAAACGACGAGGAUAUCAGGACCGCCUCCGAACGUCUCCGAAAUUUCGUAUCUGGCACGAGUGGUACAAAUGGAGGCGGUCCCGCCUCCGCAGCUAUGCGUGGUGCGUGUGCAUUCGAUACCAAUGCGGUGAUCGAACGUCAGCAAGCGCGGCAGCGAGAGAUUCAGCAGAAGCUCGCGAAAGCUAAGCGACGCAUUGCCGAACUGAAGGAGCGCAACCCGGACACAUGCCUCAUCUGUUGCGAAACAGCUCACGACGUGACUUUUUUACCGUGCGGCCAUCAAGUCGCGUGUGCGCAGUGUGCCAACCAUAACUUGAUGCAUAGGUGCCCCCUGUGCAGGCAACCCAUUGAGCGAAAGCAGCGGGCGCGCCGAGCGUCGUCCUAAUGGUGCACUGAAUAAGUAUCCCGAGAUGGCCCAUUCGUGUCCGUCUGAAGAAAUACUAUGUAUGUGAGCGUCAGCGACAGUAUCCAUCAGUUAUAGUUUUUUUCUUCCUAGAAGCAAGCUGUAGCUUUUUUCAUUUAUUCUCCACGCACCCAGGUGGAGUGGAGUGAAAUAAUUAUACAACGAAUGAGUCAAUAAACAUAAAGUCGGUGAUGUCAGUGAUUAUUUACUUGGAACAAAAAGAAAUAAAUGCUUCUAUUAUAUUUCGACAAGUAGCACAUGUCCUCGUGAGUAGCACCACCGUGGUAAAUAACGUGUGUGAAGAUAUGACUACAUAACUCGGGAUCAAAUGCAGACUAUCCAGAUAAUAGAAUAAUUUAUCUGGGUGUCGC
Amoebophrya sp. A25 is the source of this 1822-nucleotide messenger RNA. NCBI's taxonomy places the organism in Eukaryota, Dinophyceae, Syndiniales, Amoebophryaceae. The record is from the annotation of a GenBank genome assembly.